Eimeria mitis is the source of this 537-nucleotide messenger RNA. RefSeq names its product U2 snRNP auxiliary factor small subunit, putative. The transcript has 4 exons. Gene Ontology annotation, molecular function: metal ion binding; pre-mRNA 3'-splice site binding. Lineage: Eukaryota; Apicomplexa; Conoidasida; Eucoccidiorida; Eimeriidae. Bases 1 to 537 code for a protein of 178 amino acids. The record is from RefSeq and is a predicted model, not a curated record. Gene Ontology annotation, biological process: mRNA splicing, via spliceosome. Gene Ontology annotation, cellular component: U2AF complex; spliceosomal complex.
AUGGCGGAGCAUCUCGCGCGAAUCAUUGGAACGGAGGAGGACAGAGUCAACUGCCCAUUCUACUGGAAGAUUGGGGCCUGCCGUCACGGCGACCAGUGCUCAAGGUCCCACUACAAGCCGUCGUCUUCACCAACCAUCGUCCUCCGACAUAUGUAUCCAAACCCUCCUGUGGCGAUCGCCAUUGCAGAAGGUCAAAACGUCUCUGAUGAGCUUCUGGAUGAAGCUGCAGAUCACUUUGAAGCGUUUUUCUCGGAGGUUUUCGAGGAGUUGUACAAGUACGGCGAGGUCGAAGAUAUGGUCGUCUGCGAUAAUAUUGGCGAUCACAUCAUUGGAAAUGUUUAUGUGAAGUAUUCCGACGACGAUGCAGCAAAAAAGGCGCUUUCCGCUCUUCAGGGACGUUAUUAUGCUGGAAAGCCUAUUCAGGCUGAGUUUACACCAGUUACUGACUUCAGAGAGGCCCGUUGCCGUCAGUUCGUAGAUGCUCAUCGAGCAUUCACCGGCCUGAACGGAGGACCAGUGAAGAACGACGUGCCAUGA